UGUUGACCUAAUCAAUGGGCCAGAAGACCACGGCUGGUGCUUUGGUUAUACAUGUCAGAAGCGUAUAUCAACAUUUUAUUCCAUUGUUGCCACAGGUAAACAUUAUGAUUUGUACUUCACAAGUACCAGCCCCCAGAAUUUGCGGUUGCAUUUGCUGAAUGCUGUUGAGUCUCAGACUGUAAGUGUGGCCAUCUUCUACAAAGCCCCCUACCGUCUCGAUCUUUAUGUGGAUGGAGUCUACAGGCCAGCACUUAAUCAUGAUUUCAAUGAUGAUGGAGAUAUGAUACUUAAAGCUCCAACAACAUUUGAUGAGUACCACCCAGAUCUUGUAAAUGGUCAAGCUGGAGA
Molecule: messenger RNA, 348 nt
Organism: Owenia fusiformis
Lineage: Eukaryota; Metazoa; Annelida; Polychaeta; Sabellida; Oweniidae
Source: the annotation of a GenBank genome assembly